This is a messenger RNA of Serendipita indica DSM 11827, 1092 nucleotides long. Lineage: Eukaryota; Fungi; Basidiomycota; Agaricomycetes; Sebacinales; Serendipitaceae. The record is from the annotation of a GenBank genome assembly.
AUGCGGCUGGUUCCACGGCUCCUCAGACAAUCUGGAACACGUCUCAGAAUACCUACAUGGGCAUAUGAUAAUCGAUUACAACAUCCACCCCGCGCCCUCUUCUCUCAAACACCUCGCAACAAGUUUUCGUCCGAAGCCGAGAGCACAGAUUCAGAGCUAGAAGACCCAGAGUUUGGAAACUAUGAGAUUAUACUCCCCUCCAAACCAAGCUUAUCACCAAAGAGUGCGUUUGUAAACGCAGUACCUCCGCAUAUCCCUCGGCCACCUUAUAUCGCAGAUCCAUCUGCAAAGUCGCUUUUACUUUCGAGUCGGUUAGAACUCGGGAGCGACGAUGAAAGGAAGAUGCGAGAGGCCUGCGCACUCGCAAAGCAGACACUCGACUUUGCAACCUCACUCGUAAUGGAAGGUGUGACAACCGCUCACAUAGAUGACAUGGUUCAUCAAUUCUGCAUCUUUCACGGGGCUUAUCCCUCUCCGUUGGGCUACGACGGAUUUCCAAAGUCUAUCUGCACCAGCGUAAACAAUGUCGUUUCGCAUGGGAUUCCAGACAAACGACCACUUCAAGACGGGGAUAUCGUGAAUCUAGAUAUCACUGUCUAUCUAGACGGGUUUCAUGGAGAUACCUCGCGAACUGUCACCGUCGGACAAGUCGACGACAAAGGGUUGCAUCUUUUAAAGACCGCCCAAGAGGCUCUCAAACUCGGCAUCAGCGUAUGCAGACCAGGCGUUCCAUACCGCGGUAUCGGGGCUGCGAUCCACUCGUUCAUUUACGGCUCGGCAACAACGCCACGACCUCAGUGCGACGAUGUCGUUUACACAAUCUGUAAUGCGUUUUCUGGACAUGGCAUUGGCAGAGCAUUCCACACCCGGCCUUAUAUCGUUCAUUCCUACAAUGAAGAACCGGGAAUCAUGGAACCAGGGGAUUGCUUCACCAUCGAGCCCAUCAUACUCCAAACCGGUGUCGGCGAACGACCAAGGAUUUGGAUAUGGCCUGAUAAUUGGACUGCUUCGACGGAUAAUGGCGCUCGAGGAGCAGUAUUCGAACACACAGUCAUGAUCACCAAUGACGGAGCAGACGUUCUGACAGCAUAG